CUCACUUUGUAUUCUAUUAAGAUUUUGUUCCUGCAGUUGAAUCAAAUUGAUUUUCUUAAUCGAGCUUUGAGUCUUUUUUGGUUCAUUUGAAUGUUUGAAUGAACAGUGCCUUGAUGGAUGCCAUAAUAUGUUGUAGCUAGAUGCCAUGACUGCUCAUGUGUGCCACCUGUUUGUCAUUCCUGCCAGUGCAUGAUAUUUUUAUGGUUUUAAACUGUAAUUCAGUUAUUCCUGGAAAUCUACCUUUUUUUUUUCUCAGGUUCUUGGCAGAUUCAACCGUGCUCGCGCUGCUCGGUUGACACUCCCUCAUCAUGUGUGCCAAACUCCUUUGUUUAUGCCUGUGGGCACACAAGGAACAAUAAAGGGAUUGACAAAUAGUCAGCUUGAGGAUAUAGGUUGCCAAAUAAUACUUGGAAAUACUUAUCACUUGGCCCUUCGACCUACUUCCGAGCUUCUUGAUGAAGUUGGUGGCCUUCAUAAUUUUAUGAAUUGGCAAAGGGGUCUGCUUACAGAUUCUGGUGGCUUUCAAAUGGUUUCGCUGUUGCAUCUUGCUGACAUCACAGAAAAAGGUGUGACAUUUCAGGUAUUUUUUUUUCCUUUUGAAGAUAUAGAAAAUAUUUCGAUGGUGUGUUCUUUGCUUCACUCAUGAUCAGUGUUCUGAAAUCUGGUUUGUGACUGUGUCUUCCAAACUUAUAACUUUGACUGCAAACCAGUGUGAUUAAAUCCUAAACCAU
Messenger RNA from Vigna umbellata (rice bean), 731 nucleotides. The record is from RefSeq and is a predicted model, not a curated record. Lineage: Eukaryota; Viridiplantae; Streptophyta; Magnoliopsida; Fabales; Fabaceae.